Messenger RNA from Rubroshorea leprosula, 1373 nucleotides. The record is from the annotation of a GenBank genome assembly. NCBI's taxonomy places the organism in Eukaryota, Viridiplantae, Streptophyta, Magnoliopsida, Malvales, Dipterocarpaceae.
CAUGGUGGCAUUUGAUUUCCCUCGCCAAAUUUCCGGGUGGCCGCCAUCUUGGGCCGUUGUAACAGAAUGUCCUCCGCCUACAGAGAUCGGACGGCUGAGUUCCGGUCACUGUCGCAGACACUAUUAAGGAUCGGAGGGACAGCAGCUGUUGGUGACCAUGCUCAAAGUGAUCCCCUUUUAAAAGCUCCGCCACCGGCCUCCUACAGAUCCGAAUUCAACCAGAAGGCUGCUCGGAUCGGUGCCGGCAUUCAGGAAACCUCUCAGAAAAUUGGCAGGCUCGCCAAAUUGGCGAAAAGGUCAUCAAUGUUUGAUGAUCCUGUUGUGGAAAUACAGGAAUUAACUGCAUUGAUAAAGAAUGAUAUUACGGCACUAAACAUGGCUCUGUCCGAUUUACAAACCCUUCAAAACAUGGAGAUUGCUGAUGGAAAUUAUUCUGAAGAUAGAGUGGUUCAUUCCACAACUGUUUGUGAUGACUUAAAAGGCAAAUUAAUGGGGGCGACAAAACAUCUUCAAGAUGUGUUAACUACAAGAACAGAAAACAUCAAGGCUCAUGAAAACAGAAAACAGAUGUUUUCCAAAAAUGCAUUGAGAGAGAAUCCGUUUCAACAUCAAAGAGAAACUGUGACCGAGCCACCUCCAUGGUCAAAUUCUUCAAAUGUAUCUGGGAGUUUGCAGCCAUCAGGAUUGCCUUCCAAUGGAGUUCAAGUUGGCAGCCAAUUAAGACGAAGGCCAGCUGUGGACAACACACCUUCCCACCAUAUGGAAAUGUCAAUGUUGCAGCAGGUUGUUCCACGACAAGAGAAUUAUACACAAAGCAGGGCUGCUGCUCUUCACAGUGUGGAAUCUACGAUUUCAGAACUCAGUGGGAUCUUCACGCAUUUGGCUACAAUGGUUGCACAGCAGGGGGAGCUAGCUAUCAGGAUUGAUGAGGACAUGGAUGAAUCACUGGCUAAUGUUGAAGGUGCUCGCAAUGCUUUGCUGAGGCAUCUUAACCAAAUAUCAUCAAAUAGGUGGCUUUUAAUCAAGAUAUUUGCCGUAAUAAUCUUUUUCCUGGUGGUAUUCAUCAUCUUCGUGGCUUGAAUGUGAUAAAUGAGCUCGUGGCAUAUUGGCUUAGUAAAGUGAUAUUCAUUGUGUAAAUACACUUGGCAUCUCCACUAUUCUUGUUACUGGCUUCUGUCAUACUUACAAGAGCAUACUUGUACCAAUCAACCUAUUAGCCUAAUGGUUUAUAAGUUAGCUGAUUGCACCUUCUGGGGAUCAACUACUUGAUUUGUGUUUGUAACAAUUGCAGCUUCAAAAACUGAUACCUGUUCAUAUGUUAAUUCUCUGUGAGACUAGGAUUGUAUAUCCAUGAAUGAAUGCAGACAACUCCU